AUGGAGUCCGCUCCGGCAGCCCCCGAUCCAGCAGCCAGUGAGCCGGGCAGCAGCGUCUCCGAGGCGGCCACCGGCGCCAGGGACACCCCGGUGAACCUGGAGCCUGCCCGGAAAAGCGAUGCGCCGGCUCCCGUCCGCAGGCAGAGCUACUCCAGCAGCAGCAGCAGAGGUAUUUCUGUAACAAAGAAGACUCAUACAUCUCAAAUUGAAAUUAUUCCAUGCAAGAUCUGUGGAGACAAAUCAUCAGGAAUCCAUUAUGGUGUCAUUACAUGUGAAGGCUGCAAGGGCUUUUUCAGGAGGAGUCAGCAAAGCAAUGCUACAUACUCCUGUCCUCGGCAGAAGAACUGCUUGAUUGACCGCACUAGUAGAAACCGCUGCCAACACUGUCGAUUACAGAAAUGCCUUGCUGUGGGGAUGUCUCGAGAUGCUGUAAAGUUUGGUCGAAUGUCAAAGAAGCAGAGAGACAGUCUAUAUGCGGAGGUGCAGAAACAUCGAAUGCAGCAGCAGCAGCGAGACCACCAGCAGCAACCAGGAGAGGCAGAACCACUAACACCAACAUACAAUAUCGCCACCAAUGGGUUAACAGAGCUACAUGAUGACCUCAGUAAUUACAUUGAUGGGCAUACCCCUGAAGGUAGCAAAGCAGACUCUGCAGUUAGCAGCUUCUACUUAGACAUACAGCCUUCUCCAGAUCAGUCGGGUCUUGAUAUUAAUGGAAUCAAACCAGAACCAAUAUGUGACUACACACCAGCAUCGGGCUUCUUCCCUUAUUGUUCUUUUACAAAUGGGGAGACCUCUCCAACUGUGUCCAUGGCAGAAUUAGAACAUCUUGCACAGAAUAUUUCCAAGUCACACAUGGAAACUUGCCAGUACUUGAGAGAGGAGUUACAGCAGAUAACAUGGCAGACUUUUCUGCAGGAAGAAAUCGAGAACUAUCAGAACAAGCAAAGGGAGGUAAUGUGGCAGUUAUGCGCAGUCAAAAUUACAGAAGCUAUACAGUAUGUAGUGGAAUUUGCCAAACGCAUUGAUGGUUUUAUGGAACUGUGUCAAAACGAUCAAAUUGUGCUUUUAAAAGCAGGGUCUUUAGAGGUUGUGUUCAUCAGAAUGUGCCGUGCCUUUGACUCCCAGAACAACACAGUCUACUUUGAUGGCAAGUAUGCUAGCCCAGAGGUUUUCAAGUCCUUAGGUUGUGAAGACUUCAUUAGUUUUGUGUUUGAAUUUGGAAAAAGUUUAUGUUCUAUGCACCUGACAGAAGAUGAGAUAGCUUUGUUUUCUGCGUUUGUUUUAAUGUCAGCAGAUCGCUCAUGGCUUCAGGAGAAAGUAAAAAUUGAAAAACUCCAACAGAAGAUCCAGCUAGCACUUCAGCAUGUCCUACAGAAGAACCACCGAGAGGAUGGAAUUCUAACAAAGUUAAUAUGCAAAGUGUCUACUUUAAGAGCACUGUGUGGACGACAUACAGAAAAGCUUAUGGCAUUUAAAGCAAUAUACCCAGACAUUGUACGACUUCAUUUUCCUCCACUUUACAAGGAGUUGUUCACUUCAGAAUUUGAGCCAGCGAUGCAAAUUGAUGGGUAA
Messenger RNA from Indicator indicator, 1575 nucleotides. RefSeq names its product RAR related orphan receptor A (gene RORA). Gene Ontology annotation, cellular component: nucleus. NCBI's taxonomy places the organism in Eukaryota, Metazoa, Chordata, Aves, Piciformes, Indicatoridae. Bases 1 to 1575 code for a protein of 524 amino acids. Gene Ontology annotation, biological process: negative regulation of inflammatory response; regulation of transcription by RNA polymerase II. Gene Ontology annotation, molecular function: RNA polymerase II cis-regulatory region sequence-specific DNA binding; nuclear receptor activity; zinc ion binding. The transcript is spliced from 11 exons. The record is from RefSeq and is a predicted model, not a curated record.